This is a messenger RNA of Ochotona curzoniae (black-lipped pika), 1002 nucleotides long. RefSeq names its product protein FAM170A-like. Gene Ontology annotation, biological process: fertilization. The record is from RefSeq and is a predicted model, not a curated record. The coding region runs from base 1 to 1002 and encodes 333 amino acids. Gene Ontology annotation, cellular component: nucleus. The transcript has 3 exons. NCBI's taxonomy places the organism in Eukaryota, Metazoa, Chordata, Mammalia, Lagomorpha, Ochotonidae.
AUGAAACGGCGGCAGAAGAGGAAACACCUGGAAAAUGACGAGUCUCGGGAAUCUGCCAAGAAGGGAGGAGGGAUCUCAAAGUCGCAGAAGGAUGUCCCUCCACCCAGGCCCACAGCAGGGGACAAAAACUGGAACCAGGAUACAGGAGAGCUCUCCUCUGCCUCUGAGUACUUCUCCUGUGUUUCUUCUCCAAACAAGCUCAUCCACACUGGAACCCAGAGAGCGCCACGAGACAGUCCCCGGCCUAGGUCGCCCCAGACCCAGACGGAGCAACAGAGGGAGAUUCCACUCCCUGCCCAGCCCAUCUCCUUGUCCCAUUCAUCCUACAAGACCUGUGUGUCCUCUCAACUUAUAAACAAGGAGAGGAGGGGUAUGAAAAUUUACUACAUGCAGGUACAGAUGAGGAAAGGUGUGGCUGUGUCCUGGGAGACAGUGGAUAGCCCCGGGCCCCUGCAGAAGCAGCUGCGGAUGGAAGAAAUGACCCUUCCUGAAGAUGUGCGAGUGGGCACUCCCCCCUCAGAUGUGUCCAGCAGAAAUCUCCUGUCUGACAGCGAGCCCAGUGGGGAGGAGAAAGAGCAGGAGGAAAGGGCCGACUCAGACAGCCCACUUGGCUCACCCACUGCAGAGGAGAGGCCCCGGGCCAAGACGCCCGACUGGCUGGUGACCAUGGAGAAGGGCUUCAGGUGCAUGGCCUGCUGCCGGGUCUUUGCCACCAUGGAGAUCCUCCGGGAGCACGUGCAGUCCGGUGUCAAGGAGGGCUUCAGCUGCCAUGUUUUCCACCUCACCAUGACGCAGCUGGCAGGCCAUGUGGAAUCAGAGAGUGCUCAGGAGGAGGAGGAGGAAGAAGAAGAGGCGGAAGAGGAGGACGAAGAAGAGGAAAAGGAGAAUCCAGAGGACAAGGAGAAUGAGGAGGAGCCACCCCUGGGGGAAGACGUCAGCCUGAGGAGACCUUGGAGCCAGUGUCCUGGCUGUGUGUUCCAUUCUUCAAAGGACAGGAAGUGA